AUGGUCAGACUUGACAAGGUCACCCAGGUCGAGGCCAGGCUAGUUGGGUCUAAGACGUUGCGCCGUGUAGUGGAUGGUAUUACGGGGCACAACAAAACUCCCGAGGUGCUCCUUGGUACUCCAUUAUCGGCCCGGCUUGGUCUCGCUGGUCCAAACUGCCCUAUAACAACGUGGCCAUCAAAGAGUCUCACCGGUGGCGUCCCGUCAGCCCUUGGGGUGUUCCUCGUGCCGUCGUUGAAGGUCGAAUCGGAUAUUUUCUCCCCAGUCACCACAGAUAAUGUGCAGUCAAACCAAUCCUUAGAUGACCACACCGAUGGUAAACUCAUUCCGCAAGGAUCGAGCAUCGCUCUCAAUGUCUGGGGUAUGCAUCAUGAUAGUGAGCGAUGGGAGGAACCGGAGCAUACCUUUCAGCCGAAACUCUUCGCCAGCCUUGGCGUCGGGCUACGCGGAUUCGAACGCCGAGACCACCUGGGUGCGGGGCGGGCCGGCGGAUCUGCCUUUGAGUUCCUCGAACCCCCCGAUAGCCACAAUGAUAUUCCAGCUCGCUCCGGUGCUAGUAGAUGGUUUCUUCAUUGCCUCAAGGAUUCUGGAUGUGCCAUUCGUGCUCGCUCUCCAGAAAAGCGGGACACCAUUAUGCAGGAAUUUGGCGAGGCGCAAGAGGUUUUCGCUCGAGCUGAUUAG
Penicillium verrucosum is the source of this 681-nucleotide messenger RNA. RefSeq names its product Cytochrome P450. Gene Ontology annotation, molecular function: monooxygenase activity; heme binding; iron ion binding. The record is from RefSeq and is a predicted model, not a curated record. Bases 1 to 681 code for a protein of 226 amino acids. The transcript is spliced from 4 exons. NCBI's taxonomy places the organism in Eukaryota, Fungi, Ascomycota, Eurotiomycetes, Eurotiales, Aspergillaceae.